This is a messenger RNA of Mugil cephalus (flathead mullet), 3186 nucleotides long. It is a transcript of the gene rtn4rl2b, whose product is annotated as reticulon 4 receptor-like 2b. The coding region runs from base 125 to 1495 and encodes 456 amino acids. The record is from RefSeq and is a predicted model, not a curated record. Lineage: Eukaryota; Metazoa; Chordata; Actinopteri; Mugiliformes; Mugilidae. The transcript is spliced from 4 exons. Gene Ontology annotation, cellular component: plasma membrane. Gene Ontology annotation, molecular function: protein binding.
UCCAGAGCGUCACUGCCUGAAGCAGCAGCGACUCGGUCACACCAGAGCUGAAUCCCAGCAGAGAUAGCAGCAAGCAGGCACUUCCACGCCGCGCAGGCUAACUCGCUUUCGGCUUUGGUUCGAGAUGCAGACUCGUUGUACCAUGAGGGGCUCCGGAGCCCGCAACUUUAAGGGUGGAUUAUCUCUGUGGCUGAUUCUUUGGCUGGUGGUGGUGAAGCCAGGCGGGGUGACAGCGUGCCCUAGACUGUGUGUGUGUUACCCUACGCCCAUGACGGUCAGCUGCCAGUCUCAGAACCUGACCAUAGUGCCGGCCGGUGUACCCUAUGACUCACAACGUGUUUUCCUUCAGAACAACCGUAUCACAGAGCUUCGCGCAGACUCUUUUGGCUUUGAAACACAGGUGCUGUGGCUGUAUGGCAACAAUAUCACAUGGAUUGAGGCUGGAGCCUUCAGUAACCUCAGGAUACUGGAGGAGCUGGAUCUAGGUGAUAAUCCCUCGCUGCGGCACCUGGAAGGUGGGGCCUUCAGGGGCUUGGAGAAACUGCAGAGCCUGCACAUGCAUCGUUGCAAGCUGGCCGCUCUCCCCCAUGACCUCUUCCACAAGCUGUACAGCCUGCAAUUUCUCUACCUGCAGGAAAAUCAACUCCACUUCCUGCAGGAUGACCUGUUCUCAGAUCUGGUCAACCUCACCCAUCUGUUCCUGCAUGGAAAUCGGAUCCGUGCCCUGUCUGAGAAUGUGUUCAGAGGCCUGGUCAACCUGGACCGCCUCCUUCUCCAUGACAACCGCAUCAAGCAGGUCAACCGUCGGGCUUUCCGCGAUCUGGGCCGCCUGACCAUCCUUUACCUGUUCAACAACUCCCUGUCCGAGCUGCCAGGCCAGGCCAUGAAAGACACCCAGGGCAUCCAGUUCCUCCGUCUCAAUGGUAACCCCUGGUCCUGCGGCUGUGAGGCCCUUCCCCUGUGGGAGUGGUUCCGCAAAGCCCGUAUCUCCUCUUCAGAGCUCGUGUGCACGUCCCCAUCCCAGCGUCGCGGCCAGGACCUCAGAUUCCUCCGGGAAAUGGACUUCGCUCUCUGCCCUCUUCCUGACCCCGGCUCCCUGGCUGGUACCACCACAACCACCUUCAGCACCAAGACCCGCUGGUGGUUCUCCAAGCACAAGCCCGCAUCUUCAUCCAAGGCCUCAUACCAGAAGAGCUCAGAGACAGUGAAGGCCUUCCCCUUCACUGCCGUCAAGCCUCAGUACCUCCCCAAAGCCCCCGCUGAAACCAAGUAUGAACUGUCUGCGGAUGAGGCGGCGCUGCCUAAGCUGGAGCCAGAAGAAUACUGGGCCAACUACGGCAAUGAAGACUCCUCCAUCCUCUGCUUUGAGCCCGAGUGUCCUCCAAACUAUGACAACUCUGCCUUCCCCUCGUCCUCCUUAACCAUCACCCCAUCCCGUCUCCUCCCCCUCUUCCUCUCCAUAGUCACAUUCUGCCUCCACUUCCUUUUUAGCUGAACUCCUUUCUCCUCCCCAACCUCCAACCUCCACCUCUGAUUUCUCCUCCUGCUCUUUCCAAUCCUAACAAAAACCUGGAUCUUGAUUUUUCAGUCUUUCAGUCUCCUCCUCAAAAUGCAGGGGGCGCUACACUGACACAGGAGACAGGUGAGGCAGCAGGGAACUGUCAGUUGAGUUGGGCAGAACAAGGUCUUAAUGUUGGAGUGGCCGCUGUUAGUUGUUCAGGCUUUUUAAAGAGCAGUGAACACAUCAUGGGAGCGCUGACAGAAACAAUACAAAGGCAGAAACCUGCCAAUUUAGCUGGCGGGAUCUUCAGAUGAGUUUACUUGUUUUUAAAUAAGACAGGUGUAACCAACGCAGGCGUUGUGUUUCAUCUACAGCUAUUUUCUAUAUAAACUAGUGAUCACCAUUCAUUCAAACACCACCACUGACAUUAUCCAACAAUAUUUUUCAGCUUCAUCAUUGAUAAAACUCGUGAUUAAUGGCUAUUUGGUACUAGAAUAAUGGGAGAAUAAUGUGGAUCAAGACGCAUGAAGAGAGAUGAGGGAGGAAUAGUAACAAUAUAUUCUUAGACGUUAGUCUAAAGGCAUAAAGGAAGAAGACCGUCUCACGUGAGCCCAGAAACGCCAGCAACACCACCAUCAUGUACAUACCACACACCUGUAUAUAGACCUAAUGCACACUGUAUUUUAGACUAGUUGGAUUUGUACUUUUACUUUUAGUACGAUGCUGCUUGUGGUGAUAGAGUUAUUUAGGUCGUAAAUAGAAGGCAAACUAAUUAAAUGUGGGAGCUUCUUUUUACUUCUUCCACUCUUGUCCCUUCCCAACUCAGGCAGACCCCAAAAAUAAAAAUCAGAACAUAUUGAUGAGAUCCAACAUAUCAAAGCUCUUUUUCUUUUACUCUUUGGAGUAAAAAUGGAAAUUUCUCCAGAUACAGAUAUUUUUGUUUGUUUUCCUUUUUUUUUUUGCCGUGAGCACAAGUUAACUGUCGCGGAUCCUAAUCCAGAAGACACGACCUGUACCUGUGCAAGUGUGUUUGCCUCUUUUACUUACAAAGCUAAACAGUUAGUCUGGCUGUACGAAUGGAUACAGAACAAGGUAUAAAAUAACACCGGGCUCGAGUCCUACACAGCUCUUUGUGUUGUUUAAAGCCUCCUGUUGGUUCACGUUUCAUUACACUAAGACCUGCUGUUGUGGCCAGAUCUUAGUGUGUGUGCAUGUGUGUGAAUGCCUGUGCACUAUGAAGUGUUGUCUUUUUCUAAACUAGAGUGAAAGUUGAAAAAGUCCUUUGUGCAGGAAUGAAGUUGCAUGUCUCAAAGACCCGAUACUGUGUCUACGCUCUAUUAGUUGUAAGUGCUUUGGAUUUAUUUUAUCUGGUGUCAAUGAUAUCUGUAUUUUUAUGGUCAUAAAAUGUCUCCCAUAUUGUGGCUGUAACUCAGAUGUGUGCAAAAUGUUAGGAUGUUACUCAGCAAUCUGAUCAACACAAUGUCAAUCCAACCUAAAUAUCAUUGGUUAUUCAUGGAGGCCAUGUGUCCCAUAUGUUAAAACUGAACCCAACACCAACCAUGACUGUGAGUUUCUGAACAGAACAUGAGCGAUACUGUGAUGUUGUUAGAUUCUGUAUUUUUCAAUGAAAAACGAAUGUUAGAAAAGUGUUUUGAAUUUAUUAAAUUAAUAAAAGAAAAUAUCAA